UUAAAAAUUCCUAUCGAUCCAACGAUAGCUGCGCGUUUAUUUCAGCUGUUCAACAACCAAAACAAAAAUAAUACCUACAAGCACAUUAGGAUUAGCAUCAACUGUGGCAACGGUCAAAAUCAACGCGCAGCGCAAAUAGUUAACGUUCAGAAAUAAAGGAGAGCAAGUAAAUAAGGAGCACGCUAGACAAAUUGGCAACACAUGCAAACGUAUUAAUUGUGAAGGUCAUUCCAUGCAAAUGCAGUGACCAAGACAGAGCGAGCGCGAAAACGAGAGAACGGCACGGCAACUAAACGGGAAAGAGAGGGAGAGAAAGAGAGAGAGAGCGAAGAACAAUACAACUAACUACAGAAUUGAUAGGCUGCCAAGUUUCUAACAACUUCAACUAACCCAUCGCAUCCGUCAUGGCGCUAAAUAUGAAGGCUCUGCUGGCCAUGAUCCUGGUCUUCGUGGGCUGCUGCAGCAACGUCGUCUUCCUGGAGCUGAUCAUCAAAAUCGAUCCGGGAGCUGGCAACCUGAUCACAUUCUCGCAGUUCGUCUUCAUCGCGCUCGAGGGUCUGAUCUUCACCUCGAAGUUCUUCACGGUCAAACCAAAAAUCGCCUUCAAGGAUUACGUAAUGCUCGUGGUGCUCUUCUUCGGGGCGAACGUGUGCAACAACUAUGCGUUCAACUUCAAUAUACCGAUGCCGCUGCACAUGAUCUUCCGCAGCGGGUCGCUGAUGGCCAACAUGAUCAUGGGCAUCAUAUUGCUGAAGAAGCGCUACAACCUGAGGCAGUACAGCUCCGUGGCGAUGAUCACGGUGGGCAUUAUUCUGUGCACGCUUGUGUCGAGCGGCGAUGUCAAGGACAACACGCAUCCCACUCUGAAGGUGGACACCUCCUUCUCGGACUUCUUCUGGUGGAGCGUGGGCAUUGCUCUGCUGACGAUCGCCCUGCUGGUGACGGCCUACAUGGGCAUCUACCAGGAGGUGAUCUACAAGCGCUACGGCAAGCAUCCCAACGAGGCGCUCUUCUACACACACAUGCUGCCCCUGCCCGGGUUCCUCAUCAUGGCCAGCAACAUCGCCCAGCACUGGAGCAUCGCCGUUAGCUCCGAGGCGGUGGCUGUCGCCCUGCCCGUGCCCGGAGUGAGCUGGACGCUCAGCUUUCCGCUGAUGCUCUUCUACCUGCUGUGCAACGUGGUCACCCAGUACAUCUGCAUCAGCUCCGUCUACGUGCUGACCACGGAGUGCGCCUCCCUCACAGUCACGCUCGUGGUGACGCUGCGCAAGUUCGUCUCGCUCCUCUUCUCCAUCAUCUACUUCCGCAAUCCGUUCACCCUCUCCCACUGGCUUGGCACCAUACUCGUCUUUUUUGGCACCGUGCUCUUCGCCAAUGUGAUCAACCAGCUGAAGGAUGCGUACCAGGCGCGCCAGGCCAAGCAGGCCAAGCUGAAGACGGGCUAAUCCAGACACGCCCCCCUCUAGCAUAGCGCCCACCCCUUCAAUUAGAGGCCAUUCGUGCAUGCCAUUGAUAUUGCUGUCCCGCUCGCAUUUGUGUGUUGGCCGCGCUCUUCUUUGAUAUUUGUAUAUUAGUUUCAGUUCCCUCGCUUCCGAGUCUAUUGUACAUAUAUGUUAUAUGUUGUAUAUAGAUAGUUAGUUAAGCCGAUACCGACUAUUCGACACCCUGUAAGCCAAGUCCCCGUCACUCGUGCCCCGCACCACCGUACCCCAUAUACCCCCGUGCUCAUGUGACCUACAUGUCCCGCUCUAUGUAGAAAUUCUGUUUUUUACUCAAAAUUAUAAAGGUAAUUUUAGCAAAAUUUUUUAAUAAUAAAUAAAAAAACAAAAAUCUACCCAA
Molecule: messenger RNA, 1839 nt
Organism: Drosophila mojavensis
Lineage: Eukaryota; Metazoa; Arthropoda; Insecta; Diptera; Drosophilidae
Gene: Efr
Product: UDP-xylose and UDP-N-acetylglucosamine transporter
Exons: 3
Coding region: 405-1445 (346 amino acids)
Biological process (GO): transmembrane transport
Cellular component (GO): Golgi membrane; endoplasmic reticulum membrane
Molecular function (GO): UDP-xylose transmembrane transporter activity; UDP-N-acetylglucosamine transmembrane transporter activity
Source: RefSeq, a predicted model, not a curated record